Messenger RNA from Cuscuta campestris, 2514 nucleotides. NCBI's taxonomy places the organism in Eukaryota, Viridiplantae, Streptophyta, Magnoliopsida, Solanales, Convolvulaceae. The record is from the annotation of a GenBank genome assembly.
GAAUGGAGCCCAACAUCCGGUCUACUACGUCAACAAGACCUUGAGAGAUGCGAAGUUAAGGUAUUCCCGUCCGGAAAAGGCCAUGUUAGCGGUCUUUUGGAUGGCGAAGAGAUUAACCCCGUACUUUCAGGCUCACCGGAUUGUUGUGCUCACUAAUGAGCCUUUGGCGUCACUUACCCGGAGCCCGGCAGCAUCUGCUCGGAUGACCAAGUGGGCGGUCUUCAUUAGUCAGUAUAAUGUGGAGUUCAGGUCACGCCCGUUAAUCAAGGGGCAAGCACUCGAUGACUUUGAAGUCGAGUGUACUGCCAGGGAGAUGACAAGAGCACAGGCCGAUACCCGGGUAGAGGACGACUGCUGGAACGCGGAAGCUGAUUUUCUAUCCAAGCUUAGCGCGGAAUCACCAGAGUACAUAAGAAAAUUAGCAACUGUCGAGGAGCUGGCAACCCCAAGUCUUAACAGAGAUGAAGUGUUUAGGGUAUCAGCUGAUCCCCCAGAAUGGUUGGACAGGUUGGCAAGAUACAUUGAGGACGGUGUGGCCCCGGAGGAUCCCCGAAAAGCGCAUUUGCUGCGAAUGAGGGCACCCACCUACAAGGUGCAGGAUGGGGUCCUCUACAAGCAAUCUUAUAAUGGUGUUUUACUCCGCUGCCACAGGGCAGCGGAGGCGAAGGCACUAAUGGAAGAGAUGCACGAAGGAAAUAUGCUCGGGAGGCCCGCCACAAACUACACACCCAUCAGCUCUGUGAUUCCCUUCUCAAGAUGGGGGAUUGAUAUUGUGGGAGCCCUGCCAAAAGGAGUUGGACAGGCAAGGUGGAUAGUGGUGGCCAUUGACUACUUUACCAAGUGGGUGGAAGCUGAACCACUUACUGGGAUAACUGGAAGACAAAUGAUCGACUUCGUGGGAACCAACAUACUUUGUAGAAUCCCGUGGACAUACAAAACAACUCCAAGGAGGGCUACGGGUGACACUCCUUUUGGCUUAGCUUAUGGUUUUGAAGCCCGGGCUCCCGUUGAGGCAGUGAUCCCUACCAGGAGAGAGAUAGAAUAUGACCCGGAAGUGAACGAAAAAAACCAAGCCAUAGAGCUAAACUUCGUAGAGAAACGGAGGGAUGAAGCACGGAUCCGGGUAGAGAAUUAUCGUCGGCAUGUGAAAUCAUACUUUGACAAUAGGGUGAAACCGAGGGCAUUCCAAGUGGGGGAUUACGUCCUAAGGAAGCGAGAGAAGAGUCAACCAACUAAGGGUGGGAAGCUGGCUAAGAAAUAUGAAGGACCUUAUAUCAUCAAGGCCGUUGUUCGCCCAGGACGGGGAGCUGGUGCUCCCAAUGAAGAACCAUCAUUGAAAGACUUCAACAAGUUUGGAGAAGCAGUCCGGCUUUCACGUGAAGGUUCCGCCUUGACAAUCGGAAAAGAAUGCCCGAGUUUAGCCCUGUUCAUCCUCUGGGUAAAGGCGAAGUCUUGGAGGGUCAUAGGUGGACUAGGAGGAGAUGGUGCAGGAAGACGAGGAUCUACUUCUAUCCUACUACUGGAAAGAUCUGAAGGCAGGGCGAGUCGGCACUUCAGGGAUAUGAGGGGAGUGCAUUCGCUAACCCUUGCUGCCCUGCCUGAACCAGAAAAGAACCCUAGAGCGGGGAGAGCUGGUUCACUUGACAAUCGAUUAUCUCAGAGCAACAGUCGAUUAUCAGGUCUCUCUGAACUUAGGACUUUCCUGCUUCUUUCUCCAUCGUGGAUGAGGCAUCCAAUUGUUUCUGCACUUCAACCUCCUUCUCUGUCGCAGAAGAAGUCUCCGGUUAAAGUUGAGCUGGUCGAAAGGGAAUCCCGGAUUUCUGAGCUGGAGAGUUCCCUCCAAGAAGCCAAGCAAGAGGGUGCCCAUCUUAAUGAUCUCGUGGUGAAACACAUAGAGGCGAAAAGGCUUACUCUCGAGAAGUUGGGGAAGGAGAGACAGACUGCCAGCGAGCUCCGGUCAAGGAUGGGUGAACUGGAGAAGGCAAUAGCUGCUCAUCAAGAAGAGGUUUCCACCCUGACUGCCCGUGCUGAAGCCCUUUAUGAAGAAGGGAAAUUUGACAUGCAACACUGCAUCUAUGAGGCGGUCCAGAGUGGUCUUCCAGCUCACCAAUCCUUGGAUGAUUUCAUCUCCCACUAUGGGUUACCUCUUCCUCUUCCUCCCCCAGAUUCUCAUGCUGACCCGGGGCCUUGACUUUCUUUUUCUUCUCUAGCUGUUGUAUUUUGCUUUGUAACAUUUAUAUGGUAACAACUUGAUAAUGCUUGCAACAUUUUGUUCUUUGCCAUAAUCUCUUUCACAUCCUUGUUUCUGUAGACUCCUUCCUUUGGGCUAACUGUUCUCCUUUUGGGAUUCUUAUCUCUCUCUAGGACUUAGCAGAAUUUUAUCCGUCUAAGCCUUGGGCUUAACCAUGUUUACAAAGUGCUGUUUUUCCUUUAUCAUUGCACUUGGUGACUGGCCCACCUUAAUUACACCGGGCCCAAUUCACCUUAGCCCAAUAAUGAAAUGGUGCAACCCUA